AUGGCUCUUCCGUUGCCAUUGAUCUUCCUCGUCUUCUCCCAUUUCUUCAUUUCCGGGGUUAAAUCGACGAGCUUCAUAAUGGAGAACAAAUGCGAAUACACAGUCUGGCCGGGACUUCUCUCCAACGCCGGAGUUCCACCACUUCCGAUGACCGGAUUCGUCCUCCAGAAAGGCGAAGAGCGAACAAUCAACGCCCCGGUCUCCUGGGGCGGUCGAUUCUGGGGUCGUACACUCUGCUCCACCGACACCGACGGAAAAUUCACCUGCGAAACCGGAGAUUGCGGCUCAGGCAAAAUCGAAUGCUCCGGAUCCGGCGCCGCUCCUCCCGCCACACUCGCCGAGUUCACGCUCGACGGAUCCGGCGGUCUCGAUUUCUACGACGUGAGCCUCGUCGACGGGUACAACGUCCCGAUGCUCGUCGUGCCUCAGGGAGGCUCCGGGCAAAACUGCAGCAGCACGGGGUGCGUCGUGGAUCUGAACGGAUCGUGUCCGACGGAGCUGAGGGUGGCGAGCGCCGACGGCGGAGGAGGGAAACAGUCGAUGGGGUGCAAAAGCGCGUGCGAGGCGUUCCGGACGCCGGAGUACUGCUGCAGCGGCGCGUUUGGAACGCCUGACACGUGUAAACCGUCGUCGUACUCGUUGAUGUUCAAAACCGCGUGCCCACGUGCGUACAGCUACGCCUACGAUGAUCAAAGCAGCACCUUCACAUGCGCCAAGUCCCCUAAUUACGUCAUCACCUUCUGCCCAUCUCCUAACACCAGUCAAAAGUCAUCUCAAGAUCAGAGCCCGGAUACGAAACCGACGACGCCGCAAGGAUCGUCGGCAACUCCUGCCGGAGGGAGCACGACGUGGUCGCCGGUAGAUACUUCGAUGAUAUACGAAGGAGCUCUGGACCAGAGCAAAGCAUCACCGUCCACGUGUCAUCUUGCUUCUUUAUGUGGAAUCACAGUCACUCUCGCGCUGGCGUUUUGUCGGAUGUGGCGGCUCUUUUGA
Messenger RNA from Microthlaspi erraticum, 993 nucleotides. The record is from the annotation of a GenBank genome assembly. NCBI's taxonomy places the organism in Eukaryota, Viridiplantae, Streptophyta, Magnoliopsida, Brassicales, Brassicaceae.